This is a messenger RNA of Manihot esculenta (cassava), 2836 nucleotides long. RefSeq names its product U-box domain-containing protein 30. The transcript has a single exon. Gene Ontology annotation, molecular function: proton-transporting ATPase activity, rotational mechanism; ubiquitin protein ligase activity. The coding region runs from base 737 to 2095 and encodes 452 amino acids. Gene Ontology annotation, biological process: proton transmembrane transport; protein ubiquitination. NCBI's taxonomy places the organism in Eukaryota, Viridiplantae, Streptophyta, Magnoliopsida, Malpighiales, Euphorbiaceae. The record is from RefSeq and is a predicted model, not a curated record. Gene Ontology annotation, cellular component: vacuolar proton-transporting V-type ATPase, V1 domain.
AAUUAAUAAUUUGAGCAGCAUUGGAGGAUAGCUUUUCUUUUUCUUUUGUUUUUUUUUGUUCCUUUCCAUACUCCAAUCUCUCUUCUUCUUCUUUUUCAGUGUUUGUCAACAACUAGGUAUGGUUUUGAGUUAACCCAUUUUUAGAUUUAUUUUUUCUAUUUUCCCUUUUCCUCAGUACGUUGCUUGUUGAAUUUUGGCUGAGGAGUUUACUGUUCAUGCACAAGUGAGCAUUAUCUUAUUCCUAUUGCUUUUGAUUGCAAUUUCUUUGUUGGCUUUGCUUUUUUACCUGAUCUGGGGUUCAUCAUUCCACUAUUUUCUUUUUGGGAGCUUGAAGAGGAAGCUGUUAGUUGUGGGACUUUGGUAAUAGAGAAGAAGAUUGCAUCUUCAUAAUUUGUUCUUUCAUGUUGAUGAUGAAGAUGGAGAAGAAUGUUACUCUUUUGACCAGAGAAAGAGAUCAGAUAAAGAGCCAAAUUAAAGCACACAACGUAGAAAAGUUGUCCCCUUUGAUAGUUAUUGUUCCUUGUGUUUGUCAAUGAAAGAGAGAGACCUUCUGCCAUCUUUUUUUAUCUCUUUUCCUUUCCCACACGUUUCUUGUCUCGUGGAUGUGAUGGCUCUUAUUACUCUCUAUUUUCUCUUUUGAAAUCCCAGGCUCUUUCUUCGAUUACGUUUACUUCUUCUUCUUCUUCUUCUGUGACUCUACUAGUAGUGGUUUCUUCUUCCAAUUGGGUAUCCCAAAAUGCCCAUGUAUGUGCCGAAUAGCCACACAAGAUUAGGAAACAUGAAGCUAGAUGUGGGUAGUGGUGGCCAAGUGCUAGAUCUUGAAACCGCUGUCAAAGAUGGCGUUUUAGGUGGAACCGGUGCCGGUGGGUUGAUUUCCUCUGCCGGCUCUGAGAAAUUGGAUCUGAAGAAGAUGAUUGAAGAGCUUGAAUCGAUGGAAGUGCCCUCGGUGUUCAUAUGUCCAAUUUCAUUGGACCCAAUGCAAGACCCAGUCACUCUCUGCACUGGCCAGACUUAUGAGAGAUCCAACAUCCUAAAAUGGCUUUCUCUCGGCCACUACACUUGCCCUACUACGAUGCAAGAACUCUGGGACGACGCUGUCACGCCAAAUAGAACUCUGCAGCAGCUGAUUUAUAGCUGGUUCUCCCAGAAGUAUUUGGCUAUGAAGAAGAGAUCCGAGGACGUGCAAGGGAGGGUUGUUGAGCUUUUGGAGACUCUAAAGAAGGUUAAGGGUCAAUCUAGAGUUCAAGCUCUAAGAGAGCUUAGACAGAUUGUCGCCGAACAUGCCACGGCAAAGAAGGCAGUUCUAGAUAACGGCGGAGUUGCGUUGGUUUCUUCCUUGUUGGGUCCUUUUACUAUGCACGCCGUUGGGUCUGAGGUAAUUGGGAUUCUUGUGAAUUUGGAUCUUGAUCUCACAUCCACAGCAAAUUUAUUACAACCUGCCAAGAUUUCUUUAAUGGUGGACAUGCUAAACGAGGGUUCAAUCGAGACCAAGAUUAAUUCUACGAAGUUGAUUUCAAUGCUGAUAGAAGGGAAGGAUUUCGACUCUGAAAAUGUGUCAAGCUUGAGCCUUUUAGCUGGGUUGUUGAGGUUAGUGAAAGAUAAGAGACAUCCAAAUGGGAUAAAGAUUGGACUUGGUUUGUUAAAAACCCUUUGUUCAUUUGAAUCUGUAAGGAACUCAGUUUUAAGCAUAGGGGCAAUUCCUCAUCUAGUGGAGCUGUUGCCCAGUUUGAACAAUGAGUGCUUGGAGUUUGCUCUUUACAUUCUAGAGAUUCUUUCAACUCUUUCAGAUGGGAUUCUGGCUUUGAAAGAUUGCCCCAAAACGAUACCCAACAUGGUGAGAUUGUUGAUGAAAGUAUCUGAAAAGUGUACUCGGCUUGCAUUAUCCAUAUUAUGCGCAGUUUGUCAACUUGCACCAGAAGAAUGUGCUGCAGUUGCUGUGGAGGCAGGCUUGGCGGCGAAAUUGCUGCUUGUAAUACAGAGUGGUUGUAGUCCUGAGCUGAAGCAGAGAUCAGCUGAGCUCUUGAAAUUGUGUAGUCUAAAUUACACAGCUACUAUCUUCAUUUCCAAGUGUAAGCUUACUAAAACGAUACAAUGAAGGAAAAUAGCAGUUUGUUGAUAUAUACGUAAUCCCAAGAAGCAAAGGGACUCUUGUAAAUAUCAAAUUUCUUUUGAUAAACUUCACAGAAGCUUCACAAUGUGGAAAUUGAGGCUAACAGCAUAUGUUAUAGUUAUUACUUGUUAAUCCAGUGUCUAUAAUUUGGUUCUGCACUGUGUAUCAAUAACUGUUUCCAUGGACAAGAGCUCUGUAAAGUACAUAAUCUGCAAUGGUGGUCAAAUUUUUUUUUAUUAAAAGGAAUUGUUUGAUUUAUGUAAUUUUUUGGACAGAUAAAUAAUCUCUCUGCAGCAAUUCAAAGACGGUGAAUCCUAGAACUAGGAUUUGGUGGUGAAAGCCAUGUCUGAGGAACCAUACAACCUUAAAACUAGUUGAAUCUUUCAACAUCAAUCAAAUUUAGCUUUAAACUUGUGGCCUUAAGGCAGAGUCAUGAAAGACGUUUCAAUGCAUUAAAAAAAUUGAAAGAAUUAGAUUCCAGGGGCCCUGGAUUCUACUUUUGUUGUCAUGAAUGCAUUCACACGGACAAAAGAGGGAUUAAAACAAGUGAAGUGGAGAAAGAAAGAAGAGCACAAGAUGUUGUCAACUUGAAAAGAAAGCAGCCAAACAAAUCUUCAAUCUUUUAUUGGAGUUGUCUGACCCCCUUUCUUUUUAUCAAACCCCAAAUGUAUACAGCCAAAGUUCCUCGAAUGAUCUUCUGAGCCUGGUUUUCGUUUUUAUUUUUGA